Molecule: messenger RNA, 4840 nt
Organism: Oncorhynchus masou masou (cherry salmon)
Lineage: Eukaryota; Metazoa; Chordata; Actinopteri; Salmoniformes; Salmonidae
Product: phospholipid phosphatase 2-like
Exons: 6
Coding region: 338-1201 (287 amino acids)
Biological process (GO): phospholipid metabolic process; signal transduction; phospholipid dephosphorylation
Cellular component (GO): plasma membrane
Molecular function (GO): phosphatidate phosphatase activity
Source: RefSeq, a predicted model, not a curated record
AAGUGGGAAGGAGGGAUCAGUGGCGUAGUGCACUGAGAGUGUUGCGUUGGUUUGACAGACGCCUCAACUAAUAUAAAAACGUUUUAUUUUUCAGUCCGUAACCAAAAUAUGCGGGCAAAGGGCGUAAUAGUUUUAACACUGUGGCCGAUUGAGAUGAUUAGAGUCUGAGUUCGGAAGACAUCUUUGGGAUUUCAAAAUUGCAUUCCAAGGUAACAGCAUUUGUGGGCAGGUAGGGAAGUAGCCUUCCGGAAGAACUCGCGAUACAGGUUGGCAGUUUGCAUACGGCACUCGUAAAGUAAGUUUUGAAACAAGUUUUUAAUCAAAUACAGAAGGAAAAAUGACGGAUUUUAGAAAAAAGAAGCUGUAUGUCUUCGUGGACGUGCUGUGCGUGGUAGUGGCGGCACUGCCUUUCCUCAUUAUGACCGUCGUUUUCCGGCCCUACCAGAGGGGUGUGUACUGUGACGAUGAGGACAUCAAGUACCCCUUCAAACAUGACACUAUCACCCACGGCCUGCUGGCUGCAGUCACCAUCUCCUGCACCGUCGUCAUCCUAGCAUCAGGAGAGGCCUACCUGGUCUACAGUAAGAGGAUUCACUCUAACUCUGAGUUCAACGGGUACGUGGCGGCGCUCUACAAGGUGCUAGGUACCUUCCUGUUCGGAGCAGCUGUCAGCCAAUCACUGACAGACCUGGCUAAGUUCACCAUUGGACGCCUGCGGCCCAACUUCAUGGCCGUCUGCAACCCCAAGGUCUGCAAAGGCUACAUGCUGGAUAUCAACUGCACCGGCAACUCUCAUGACGUCACUGAGUCCAGGUUGUCCUUCUACUCCGGCCACUCCUCCUUCGGGAUGUACUGUAUGCUGUUUCUAGCAUUGUAUGUCCAGGCGAGGCUGAGGGCAAAGUGGGCCAGACUCCUCCGACCCACAAUCCAGUUCUUCCUGGUGGCUUUUGCAGUGUACGUGGGCUACACCCGUGUGUCCGAUUACAAGCACCACUGGAGCGACGUUCUGGUGGGCUUCCUCCAAGGCGCUCUCAUUGCCAUCCUCAACGUGCGCCACGUGUCAGACUUAUUCAAGCAGGGUCCUCCCCACUGCUCCAGCCCAGACACGGUCGAGAACGAGGAACUGGAGCGCCGCAAACCCAGCCUGCAGAUUGCAGAUGCAGAUCACAACAACCAUUACAGCUACCCAGGGCCUGUGUGAGAGGGGCCAACCCAGUCAACCACUCUCACAACAAGCUCCCACAAACCACUGGACUGACUGAGGGGGCUGUGCACAUUACCAGAGUCCUCUAUGUCCUGGGUGCACCAGCGCAUUAGUGGGAGAGGACUUUUAUAUUGAGACAUCAUGGUUGAUGUUCACUAGUUUCUUAGUAUAUUCGUCUCAGAAGUUUUUAUGUUGCUUUUUUUAACACAAUAGAUUAGGUAAGAGUACCAAACAUUCAGAUAAGAAAAAAAGAAAGACCAUUCUCAAAAGAGAAGCUGUCUAGAUGAGUCCCAUUUUAGUGCACCUUUAGUCAUGUGAGUAAUCUGAACUUCAUUGGGAGUUUGGGAUUGAUAUAUUGAUUGUUUCACCUAUGUGAAAUGGACUGCAGAGAUUUAGAAAUGUUGAUGUUGAUUGUGUAAGCUUGAUAUACCACUAGAUCACAAACAAUCAAUUCAAAUGUUUGGCAUAAAGAUUUUAGAAAUUGAAAAUGAGAAAUUCUGCUUUUAGCUAUGCACAUUCUGGCAUCAAUCACUCUAUUUUUUUAAAUGAAGAAAACAAUGUUUUAACUGUAACAUUGCUCCUUGAAGGUAUUUGGACAGUGCCUAUUCAUUUUUAUUUCAUAGAUUACUUUAUUCACAAGGUCAGAAAUGUCUAUAAUGCCAGCACUGUUAAGGUAUUGUGCAAUCACAAUCACCCCUGUUAGCCACUAUGAGCCACAAAUACUGUAUCUGCUAAUAUUAUGGCAUUUUUCCUUUUUCAAGUAUGUUAUUUUUUCUGUGGCCCAUAUCAAACCAGUGCCUUCUUGGACUAGUGCCCUUUAAGAUUGACACAAAUGGAUCAGAUUCCAAGUUCACAACACAAACCAGAUGCCUUAACAUGAGCCUUUAAGAGUUGUAAUGAUACAGCUUACUAUUUGAGUCAUUUGUGGCAAGCUGGUAUAAUGCUCUAUGCAAAGUUCAAUGAUUUUUCCUUUCUUGUGUGGACUGCUGGGGUUAAUUUGUGAAGAAAUGCUCCUGUACAGUGACUAUGUCAGGCCUGGCCCUGCUUGGCACAGGAGGACUGAUGGCAGAGAGAGGCUCACCUCUGGUAGUAAUUGUGAGGCUCAGAGAGCUGACUCAGAGAGCUGACUCCGAGCUGGCCUGUGACUGUGGAAUGGCAAGGUACUCAGAGCUGGCCUGUGACUGUGGAAUGGCAAGGUACUCAGAGAUGGCCUGUGACUGUGGAAUGGCAAGGUACUCAGAGCUGGCCUGUGACUGUGGAAUGGCAAGGUACUCAGAGCUGGCCUGUGACUGUGGAAUGGCAAGGUACUCAGAGGGGCCUCCUGCUGAGACGCAGGUCCUACGGACUUCAAGAGAUUGAAAGACUUUUCUUUGAAUUCCAUAAUGAUAACCACCUGGAGCAGCUUCAGUGAAGUGUUGUGUAAUGUCUCACCUGUGUAUUACUGAAUCCCCCAGCCCAAAUUUACCCAUGAAGCAAUAGUAUCACAAUGUUAUGGGGUUUGAGUUUCCUCCAGGUUUUCAUCAUAAAAUCCCCUCUGUUAGCCUUGUUCUGGGUGGUGUGUGUUUCAUAUGUAAUAAUACUAUUCCUUGCCUUCCGGGUGGCGCAUUGGUCUAGGGCACUGUGCACUGUGCCACCAGAGACUCUGGGUUCGCGCCCAGGCUCUGUCGCAGCUGGCCGUGACCGGGAGGUCGGUGGGGCGACGCACAAUUGACCUAGCGUUGUCCGGGUUAGGGAGGGUUUGGCCAGUAGGGAUAUCCUUGUCUCAUUGCGCACCAGUGACUCCUGUGGCGGGCCGGGCACAGUGCAUGCCAACCAAGGUCGCCAGGUGCACGAUGCGGCUGGCUUCCGGGUUGGAUGCGCGCUGUGUUAAGAAGCAGUGCGGCUUGGUUGGGUUGUGUUUCGGAGGACGCAUGGCUUUCGACCUUCGUCUCUCCCGAGCCCGUACGGGAGUUGUAGCGAUGAGACAAGAUAGUAGCUACUAAACAAUUGGAUACCACGAAAUUGUGGAGGGGGUCAAAAAAAUGUUUUUAAAGAAUAAUAAUACUCUUCCCAUUAGCGGAUUGGUCCUGGUUGGCCAUUAUAUGUACAGGUGAAGUUGGAAGUUUACAUACACCUUAGCCAAAUACAUUUAAACUCACUUUUUCACGAUUCCUGACAUUUAAUCCCAAUAUAAAUUCCCUGUCUUAGGUCAGUUAGGAUCACCACUUUAUUUUAAGAAUGUGAAAUAUCAGAAUAAUAGUAGAGAGAGUGAUUCAUUUCAGCUUUUAUUUGUUUCAUCACAUUCCCAGUGGGUCAGAAGUUUACGUACACCCAAUUAGUAUUUGGUAGCAUUGUCUUUAAAUUGUUUAACUUGGGUCAAACUUUUCGGGUAGCCUUCCACAAGCUUCCCACAAUAAGUUGGGUGAAUUUUGUCCCAUUCCUCCUGACAGAGCUGGUGUAACUGAGUCAGGUUUGUAGGCCCCUUGCUCGCACACACUGUUUCAGUUCUGCCCACAAGUUUUCUAUAGGAUUGAGGUCAGGGCUUUAUGAUGGCCACUCCAAUACCUUGACUUUGUUGUCCUUAAGCCAUUUUCCCACAACUUUGGAAGCACCCCCACAACAUGAUGCUGCCACCCCCGUGCUUCAUGGUUGGGAUGGUGUUCUUCGGCAUGCAAGCCUCCCCAUUUUCCUUCAAACAUAACAAUGGUCAUUAUGGCCAAACAGUUCUAUUUUUGUUUCAUCAGCCCAGAGGACAUUUCUCCAAAAAGUACGAUCUUUGUCCCCAUGUGCAGUUGCAAACUGUAGUCUGGCUUUUUUAUGGCGGUUUUGAAGCAGUGGCUUCUUCCUUGCUGAGUGACCUUUCAGGUUAUGUGGAUAUUGGACUUGUUUUACUGUGAAUAUAGAUACUUUUGUACCUGUUUCCUCUAGCAUCUUCACAAGGUCCUUUGCUGUUGUUCUGAGAUUGAUUUUCACUUUUCGCACCAAGGUAUGUUCAUCUCUAGGAGACAGAACGCGUCUCCUACCUGAGUGGUAUGACUGCUGUGUGGUCCCAUGGUACAGAUGAACGUGGUACCUUCAGGCGUUUGGAAAUUGAUCCCAAGGAUGAACCAGACUUGUGGAGGUCUACAAUGUUUUUUCUGAGGUCUUGGCUGAUUUCUUUUGAUUUUCCCAUGAUGUCAAGCAAAGAGGCACUGAGUUUGAAGGUAGGCCUUGAAAUACAUCCACAGGUACACAUCCAAUUGACUCAAAUGAUGUCUAAAUCCAUGACAUCAUUUUCUGGAAUUUUCCAAGCUGUUUAAAGUCACAGUCAAUUUAGUGCAUGUGAACUUCUGACCCACUGGAAUUGUGAUACAGUGAAUUAUAAGUGAAAUAAUCUGUCUGUAAACAAUUGUUGGAAACAUUACUUGUUUCAUGCAUAAAGUAGAUGUCCUAACCAACUUGCCAAAACUAGUUUGUUAACAAGAAAUUUGUGGAGUGGUUGAAAAACGAGUUUUAAUUACCCCAACCUAAGUGUAUGUAAACUUCCGACUUCAACUGUAUGUCAAACAUUAUGCUGUUCUGUUCACUGUACAUGUAUCUAUCCAUAGCUGUUUAUGUAUGCACGAAAGGAAUCAAAAUAAAUACAAAUAAAUAUAAAUAAAUAUAAAUACAAAUACA